Messenger RNA from Peromyscus eremicus (cactus mouse), 1984 nucleotides. It is a transcript of the gene Pank1, whose product is annotated as pantothenate kinase 1. NCBI's taxonomy places the organism in Eukaryota, Metazoa, Chordata, Mammalia, Rodentia, Cricetidae. Gene Ontology annotation, cellular component: cytosol; nucleus. Gene Ontology annotation, molecular function: pantothenate kinase activity; ATP binding. The record is from RefSeq and is a predicted model, not a curated record. The transcript is spliced from 7 exons. Gene Ontology annotation, biological process: coenzyme A biosynthetic process. The coding region runs from base 80 to 1729 and encodes 549 amino acids.
GGGCAGGACUGGGCAUGCUCAGUGGCGGGGACAGGUCUGGGAGGCGAGGAAGCCGCAUUUGAAGUGGCUCGGCCUGGGGAUGAGGGGGAGGCGGGCGCCCCGGCCGGGGUCCGCGGAGCUUCCCGGUGCGGCACGCGAGGCCGACAUGCUGCGGGCGGGAGCAGCCAGCCCGGCGCGCGGAGGCCAGGUCGCGGAAGACACGGGGGCGCCGGCGGGAGGAGGGGAGGAGCGCCCGGGCCGCCAGCCCCCGGCCGCGGCGCCGAGGCUGCCGGAUAGCAAGCCGCAGGGAGGAUCGGAGGAUAGGAGGACGCCCGACCGUGACCUCCAGCGAGGCCGCCUGAGCCGGAGCCCGCGCACCGCCCCGCCAGCCCCGGGCAUGGGCGACCGCGGCGCGCAGCACGAGCGCGCGGCCCUGCAGUCCCCGGGGGCCCCCGAGGGCGCCGCGGCCGCCGUGAACGGGCUGCUGCACAACGGCUUCCACCCGCCGCCGCCCGCCUGCAGCCGCGACCCGCCGCCCGCACGCUUCCAGCUCUUGUCCGAGCUGCAGCCGCAGCCGCUGUUGUCCCAGCAUGACUCUCCGGCCAAGAAAUGCCGGCUGCGGAGGAGGAUGGACUCCGGGAGGAAGAACAGGCCGCCAUUCCCGUGGUUUGGUAUGGAUAUUGGCGGAACCCUGGUUAAGUUGGUUUACUUUGAACCAAAGGAUAUCACAGCAGAAGAAGAGCAGGAGGAAGUGGAGAACCUGAAGAGCAUCCGGAAGUAUUUGACUUCUAAUACUGCCUAUGGCAAAACUGGGAUCCGAGACGUCCACCUGGAACUGAAAAACCUGACCAUGUGUGGGCGCAAGGGGAACCUGCACUUCAUCCGCUUUCCGACCUGUGCCAUGCACAUGUUCAUCCAGAUGGGCAGCGAGAAGAACUUCUCCAGCCUCCACACCACCCUCUGUGCCACGGGAGGUGGGGCUUUCAAGUUUGAGGAGGACUUCAGAAUGAUUGCGGACCUGCAGCUGCAUAAACUGGACGAACUGGACUGUUUGAUUCAGGGCCUGCUUUACGUUGACUCGGUUGGCUUCAACGGCAAGCCAGAAUGUUACUAUUUUGAAAACCCCACAAAUCCUGAGUUGUGUCAAAAGAAGCCAUACUGCCUUGAUAACCCAUACCCUAUGUUGCUGGUUAACAUGGGCUCAGGUGUCAGCAUUCUAGCAGUGUACUCCAAGGACAACUACAAACGAGUUACUGGGACCAGUCUUGGAGGCGGGACAUUCCUAGGCCUGUGUUGCUUGCUGACUGGUUGUGAGACCUUUGAAGAAGCUCUGGAGAUGGCAGCUAAAGGCGACAGCACCAAUGUUGAUAAGCUGGUGAAGGACAUUUACGGAGGAGACUAUGAACGAUUUGGCCUUCAAGGAUCUGCUGUAGCAUCAAGCUUUGGCAACAUGAUGAGUAAAGAAAAGAGAGAGUCCAUCAGCAAGGAAGACCUCGCCCGUGCCACACUGGUCACCAUCACCAACAACAUCGGCUCCAUUGCUCGGAUGUGUGCGCUGAAUGAGAAUAUUGACAGAGUUGUAUUUGUUGGGAACUUUCUCAGAAUCAAUAUGGUCUCAAUGAAGUUGCUAGCAUAUGCCAUGGACUUUUGGUCUAAAGGACAGCUGAAAGCACUGUUUUUGGAACAUGAGGGUUAUUUUGGAGCUGUUGGGGCCCUGUUGGAACUGUUCAAAAUGACUGAUGCGCAGUAGAUGAAACAGCCUCCUAUGGGGACAGGGAACUGACAGACACUGCCAGAGAAGGUGACAUCUCCUUGGGACAGAAGCCAAGCCACUGUGGUGGAUGAACCUGCUGUAUUUGUAAAUAACUUAAAAUCCUAGAUCUUUUGCUCUUAGGUUUCCAGCUUAUGAUACAAAAUGGGGAAUAUAAUAAUUUUUUUCUGUAUACUGUAUUUUUUAAAAAAGAAAUUGUGCAGCGUGGCCAAACCUACCAAGUUCAUGCAUUAA